Molecule: messenger RNA, 891 nt
Organism: Diabrotica virgifera virgifera (western corn rootworm)
Lineage: Eukaryota; Metazoa; Arthropoda; Insecta; Coleoptera; Chrysomelidae
Exons: 2
Coding region: 135-773 (212 amino acids)
Source: RefSeq, a predicted model, not a curated record
UAUUUUUUAAAUCGGAAAUCAAUGAAAGAUAAUCCUUUUUUAUCUUGACUUCUUCUGAUAACACUUUGAAUAUACAUAAUAGUUAGCGCAAGAAAAAUUUUCAGUAGUUCUAAACUAAAACUAUCCAAGUAACGAUGAAGUGGUUCACCUGUAUACUCCUUGUUGGUGUCUGCGCCAGCCAGGUACUAUUAGCUCCUACCGAGGAAAAAAAAGAUUUAGCUACUGUUUUGUUGGAAAGAGCAGCUGCACGUGCCGAAGCUAUCGCCAAGAGAAUCGAACAGAGCGGAGUCAUUGACAAAGCAAUAGCUGGUGCUGAAGCAAUUGGCAAAAAAAUUGAAGAAACUGGAGUUAUCGACAAAGCUCUAGCUGAAGCAGAUGCUCUUGCCAAAAGAGUUGAACAAACUGGAGUCAUCGACAAGGCCAAGCAAACAGCCGGACAACUUUACAAACAAGUUGAAAACAGUGGAAUCAUUGAAAAAGCUCAAGCUGAAGCCGGCAGGUUAUAUAAAUCAAUUGACGAUACCGGAGUCCUAAACAAGGCUAAAGAGCAAGCUAACGCAGUAAUCAAUAGCCCAAUUGCUGAGUCAGUCAGACAAAAAACCCACCAAGUUUUGGAGAACGUGGGAGAAUCAAAAUUAGGUCAAGCAAUUGCUGCCAAGGCAGAACCUUACGUGCAAGCUGCUGCCAAAUCUGGAUGUGCUCUCGUUAAAUCAGCAAACGCAGAUGGUUUGCGGAUACCUACCGACCUCCACUGCCAAGAAGAAAAAGCUUAAAUGCAGGCACUAAGGACCUAACACUGUGGCACAGAGGCUUAUUAUAUUUCUAGUCAAAAAGGAAACGUUUCGUAAACAGUGUUAUUUAGUAUUUAAAAUAAAAGAAAAAUAAAUAGUA